Messenger RNA from Debaryomyces tyrocola, 345 nucleotides. Lineage: Eukaryota; Fungi; Ascomycota; Pichiomycetes; Serinales; Debaryomycetaceae. The record is from the annotation of a GenBank genome assembly.
AUGGUGGAAGAAGACAGGACGGAAACGUUUAUGAAAUCUGUGAUUAUCUCGUUGAUGCUUCCUGACGACCGGUUUGCGCAGUCGAAGGUGGGGGCCAAAAUUCUCGAUGGCAUCAACUAUUUCUUGAAGUUGGCCAUUGCAGACUAUAUGUUGAUGAGAAAUAACGCCAAGGAUAUUAUCAAAAAUUGGGAGAAUCUAGCAUACUUGGCAUUUGAUUCCACACGGUCAUACAACCAUAAAUUCAAUAGGACGUUGCCGGCUUUCCAGACGAUAGUCGACCAGCAGGAUAAUAGAAAGGUGAUGAUCGUCUCCGUCAGCUCAAUACGAGCGACCUCGGCUGGUUGA